AUGCAGGAAGUUCAAGAGCCUCAACCCCAAUCAACACUAGGUCAAGAAGAUGUCGAUCAAGUGUUUGAUGAAAGUUCUGCAAAUGAUAAAGGUGAAACACCGGAAGAGUUAUUGAGUAGUCCCCCUAAAGUUGAUUCUGAAGUUGAGGUUCUUCAUGAGAAGGUUACCAAGCAAAUAAUUAAGGAGGGUCAUGGCCAGAAACCUUCCAAGUAUUCUACAUGUUUCUUUCAUUACAUGGCGUGGUCUGAGAACUCGGAGCACAAAUUUGAAGAUACAUGGCAGGAGCAACGACCAGUUGAGAUGGUAAUAGGAAAAGAGAAGAAAGAAAUGACCGGCUUGGGCAUUGGGGUUGCAAGCAUGAAAGCUGGGGAGCGAGCAUUGCUGCGUGUGAGCUGGGAAUUAGGAUAUGGAAAGGAAGGAAGCUUUUCUUUUCCUAAUGUUCCACCCAUGGCAGAUUUAGUUUAUGAAGUUGAGCUCAUUGGUUUUGACGAAACAAAAGAUGGAAAAGCUCGCAGCGAUAUGACUGUAGAGGAAAGGAUUGGUGCAGCAGAUCGGAGAAAGAUGGAUGGAAAUGCUAUGUUUCAGGAAAAUAAACUAGAGGAGGCCAUGCAACAGUAUGAAAUGGCCAUAGCUUAUAUGGGAGAUGACUUCAUGUUCCAGUUGUUUGGGAAGUAUAGGGAUAUGGCUCUCGCUGUAAAGAAUCCAUGCCAUCUUAACACGGCAGCCUGUCUGAUAAAGCUUAACCGCAAUGAAGAAGCUAUAGGACAAUGCAGCAUUGUAUUGAGUGAGGAUGAGGGCAAUGUGAAGGCAUUAUUUAGGAGAGGUAAGGCUAGAGCAGCACUUGGGCAGACAGAUGCUGCAAGGGAAGAUUUUCUAAAAGCGCGUAAAUAUGCACCCGAGGAUAAAGCAAUUGCAAGAGAAUUGAGGCUACUUGCUGAACACGACAAAGCUAUUUAUCAAAAGCAAAAAGAGAUCUAUAAAGGAAUAUUUGGACCAAGGCCUGAACCAGUACCUAAGAAAAGGAAUUGGCUUAUACUUAUUUGGCAGUGGUUGGUUUCAAUGUUUUGUAGCUUUACAACACUCUUCAACCGUGAAAAGAACAAAUCUGACUAA
Molecule: messenger RNA, 1113 nt
Organism: Vicia faba (fava bean)
Lineage: Eukaryota; Viridiplantae; Streptophyta; Magnoliopsida; Fabales; Fabaceae
Source: the annotation of a GenBank genome assembly